CAAGAAAUGUGAUCUAAUGUUUUAUCCUUCCAUUAGACUUUCUAGGCCCUACUAGUUUUUAGUUUUUAGAUCUAAUUAUUUUUCGUAGUAGCUAUAAUGUAGGGCUGAUAUAUGUAAGCCUAUCUUAAUUACGGUUUUAUCGUGAACAGGAUGUUGGUAUUUAUAAGAAUUUAAAACUGCAUUAUUCAUAAUGGGAACUAGCGUGUUAACAAUGAAGCACAUGAAUGUAUGUAGGUUCAGUGUAAGGAUGUUGUAAUGGCGUUCAUUCAUAUUGAAUGUUGUUAUCGUGGAUACAAAGUAGAUGUACUAUACUAAGUGUACUGGUUGCUAUCUAGUAAGUAGUAACUAUCAUCUAAGCCUUAGUCAAGCAACUUUGAAGUAAAAUAAGUGUCAGCUUUCAUUUAAGUGAUUUUCUAUUUUCACAUGGAAUCCUGGUCUUCUCCAGCUCACCUAUCGUCCACUAACUAAGUAACGUUUCUUUCUUGUACUUAAUGGAUAUAUUUAUUAAUAGAUAGCGAAAUAAUAAAACAGUAGCUAAAUCUACAUCCAAUCCGUGUAUUCAAGCAAGUAGCUCAUUUAUGAUUAAAAACAAAAAUGCUUCGGAAGUAAACAAAAUCAAAACAAUGGCGGCGGUAGAAGGGGGUGUUGCCAUCAGCGAAAACAAUACAGACGAUGGUAAGUCAAUACCUGAAUCCCCAAGCGAAAGUCUUGAAGAAAUAAUUAACGAUGAUGCUGAUGAUGAAGUGGACAUUGACGAGUUCAGCAUAGUCUCAUCGUUAGGCAGCGAUAAUUCUCAUUCGCCAAGUAAAACAUCUCCUACCGACCCGGAAGAACAGAAACUUUCAGGUUGGCUCAAACUUGCUAAUGUUGGAUUGGGUUUUCGAAAACUCGUUAAGCAUGUAUUUUUUGUGUACGGAGAGGAUACUGGAAAAUUAUAUUAUUACCGCCAACCACAAGAUUUACUUCCACUGGGGGAAAUAGACCUACGAAAUUCAUCUCUGACUUAUGAUGCCAACAACAGAGACAAGCCAGGUCUUUUUGAAAUUAGGUGCGAUGGGAAGGUUUACCACAUCGAUGCACAGGACAGAGUGCGCAUGCUCUACUGGCUAGACGCUCUUCAGAAAAAGAGGAGGAACUUCAGCUUACGGCAGUCACAUCUUGCGCAAGAUCUGUUUAUGGGGAAAAAGAAACAGCUGUCUGCCAGUGGACUUUUGGGCAAGGAUUCAGUAGAAGAUGGUCAGGAUGACCAGUCCUUGAGGACUCAAGGUCACCCCCACCAGCAGGAAGAUAACCCCAAGCUGUGGUCACUAGUUAACCUACAGAAGGAGAUCAGAAAUGCUGUGUCCACUCUCAGAUCUUCAGUCAGUGAUAACUCACUAAAACAUCUGUCGCACGUGACCAGUGACGACUGGUCUCUGGUGGAUGAAGCUUCCCUCCCCUCUACAACCAGCCUGACCGAGCCCCCCAUCAAAUCCAACACACACUGGCACGUCAACUUGGACAGUGACGCCGCCAACCCAGGGCUGGACAAGACGGAAGAGCUGGACACUGCUGAUGGUGUUCUCAGGCAGUCGGAGAGUUCAAAACCAAACUCCAACACCUCCCGCGCCAACAUGUCGUUACCCCUCUCCCAGUCCAAGCCAGCUGCCUCCAGUCAGUACACCAGCCUCAGCUCCAUCUCACCCCUCUCCCCAUCAAACAUUGCCAACGGUAAAUCAAAAAUUAUGUCGGCGUUUAGAAAAAUGAAGGAAACUGUGAAGGAUAAAAACAUCAAGUUGGGUGCAGGCUCCAGACAGCAGGAGACCAAAGGUGUUGUGGAUACGGCCACGCAGUCCUGCUACAGGUGUAAGGUGAUUGGGGAAGAUUUGGCAAAUGCUAAGGAAGACUUGAGGACAACAGAGGAGGAGCUUCAGGCAAGUAGUGAAAUCAUCAAACUCUUGCAGAAACAGAUCAACAUCAUGGGGGCUGAGAUCCAUACCAAAAAAGAAUGUGAAGGGAAGGAAGAAGAAGGUGUAAUGCAAACAUUACACCAGAAGGAUAAACAUAUUAUUGAGCUGGAAUAUGGCAUAACAGCCCUGAAUGAAGAAAAAUGUGCAUUGCAGCAAGAACUCAGGUUAAAAGACAGUGAGCUAAAAGACUUUAAAGAUCAAAUCUCCAUGUUCCAGCAAACCCUAGCAGUCAAGGAUGAGAUCAUUGUCAGCCUGACCAAUCAAAACCAGGAAUUGAAGAGCAACCACAGUUCUAUACUGCAAGAACUGGGUGAAACCCCACACACAGCAGUUUCAUUCCCCAGUGAUCCAGUCUCACUAGCAGCAGAAAGGAAAGAACUUGAGAGAUUGAAUGACACUUGUAAAGCUUUUGAGAUCCAGAACAAGUUCCUGACAAAAGAAAUUCUGGAACUGAACACACUGAGACAGCAUGAUGAAACCAGGGAAAAAGUGAUGAAAAUGAAAAUAGCCAAACUGGAAGCACAGUAUUACCAGACUAGAAGUAAAUAUUUGUUCCUGUUGAAUGAACGUCAAGUUCCAAUUCGAGAUUCCUGGGUUUGUCAAAGUUUUGUUGAUAUUUCACACCAAGGAGGUGAUGAGAGCAAAUCUCAGGAUGUUGUCAACCAGCUGUUGGAGGAGGCCCUGGAGUCUGAGAGUAACAUGACACAAGAAGAUGUCAGCAAGGAAGUUUUUAUUUCCUCACAAGGGAAAGAGUAUGAUCAUUAUGGUUUCUUGAAGUUUGGCCAAGAAGAAGAAGAUUUACUUUUGUCUCGAGCCAAUGUUAUGCAUAGGCAGUCUGUUGAGAUAGGAUAUUUAAUUAGGGAUGCAGAUGAGGUAACAUCAAAAAAAAUAAAGUGGGAAAAUUUUAUGGUGGGUCAGGCUGCAGCCAAGCCACUGACCCGCUCCCCUGACCUGAAGGUUCUCAUCCGGCUGGGCGUCCCGCGCGAGUUCAGAGAGAGAAUAUGGAAGGGGUGUAUUGAGCUCCAAGUGAAGUCAACCAGAGACAAACUGGGGGUCAAGUAUUACAAGGAACUGGCUGAGAGGGCCAACAACAACAAAUCCAAUCCAGCAAUAAAACAGAUUGAACUGGAUUUGUUAAGAACUCUCCCAGACAACAGGUUCUUUGAUAAAAUUGAUUCUCCAGGCAUCACAAAGCUUCGCCGUGUAUUGUUGUGCUACAGCGUCCACAACCCAUUGAUUGGCUACUGUCAGGGAAUCAAUCGUAUAGCCGCAAUAGCCCUGCUGUUCUUGUGUGAAGAAGAUGCAUUUUGGUGUCUGGUGGCUAUCAUAGAGCACCUGAUGCCUACAGAUUACUACACAACCACACUGGCCGCAGCUCAAGCUGACCAGAGAGUACUGAAGGACCUGGUCAAGGAGAAAUGUCCCAGCCUGUAUGCCCACCUAGACACCCAUGACGUUGACCUCUCCCUGUUCACCUUCAACUGGUUUUUGACCGUCUUUGUUGAUGGCAUCCAGCCUGAACUCUUCCUCCGGAUAUGGGAUGUUUUCUUGUAUGAAGGGAGCAAGGUACUUUUCCGAUUCGCCUUGGCAUUUUUAAAAUACGCAGAGGAUGACAUUUUAAAGCAAUCAAAUAGCUUGUCAACAAAUCGCUAUAUGAGAACACUAGGGGAGACUAUCACAGAUGUCAAAAAGAUUUAUCAGAUAGCCUUCCAUGAGCUGAACCCCUUCCCUAUGAGGUCCAUCUCAAAUAAACGUCACUACCACCUGCAACAAGUGAAGGCUGAGUUAGAAGAACUCGAAAACAUCAGGAAAGAUUUGCGAUCUGCUUAUGAGCAAGAGGAAAAGAGGAGUGAUAAACAAGAUUAUUUCAGUGAGGAUGACCAUGAGGAUUCAUAAAAAUCCGGAUCAUGGGGAUUCUUAAAAAUCUGGACCAUGAGUAUUCAUAAAAAUAUGAACUAUUAGGAUUUUAAAAAUCUGGACCAUGAGUAUUCAUAAAAAUAUGAACUAUUAGGAUUUUAGAAAUCUGGACCAUGAUGUGUGAGCAAGUUUACAGUGUAUGAACUGGUCUUUAUUUUUUCAAGUGUAACAAAAUACGUUGUAAAGUUUUUAGAAUUUAAUAUUUGUUUCAGUGAAACUGAUCAUGAAGACUAACAAAACCUUGAAUUUAUGGAUGGUGUUUUUUUCUCUUUGUAAAUUUUUUUUUUAUCUUUGUAAUUUUGAAUUGUUUCCUCCAAAGUUUUCCCUGUAACAGAUUUUAACUGUGAUAAUGGUAUCAUCCAAUUUAUAAUUUAUGUAUGACUGACAAAGAAUGUUUAUUGUUUGUUUGAGAGGUGGAUGCUGAGACAACAGAUAUUAUCUUUAAAAUCUGGUUAAUUCUAAUUUUGUUUUCCAUUGAGAAAAACAAAAAUAUGAUCAAAAUCUUUUUACCUGCAAGAAAUCCAUAUAUCUAGUGAAUGUUCAGAUUUUAUAGCCUAUCAACAUUGAUGCUGCCUUUAUAUAGAAUUUUGUUUAUUAUUAACAGAUGAUAUAUAAACAUAAACAAUGUAUUUUUUUUAAAUAUGAAUUAAUAUAAUUAACUUUAUUUUGACCAAAACUCUUCAUCAGGAAAAAAAACAAAAAAACAAUGCAGAGAACAAAGAAGAUAUAAUAUUUCAUGCUGAAAUUAAAAUGCCAGUUUUAUUAUCUUGUUGUGAUAGUUUUAAAGAUAUUUCAAUGGGAUUUGUUUUCAGACAAUUUAUUUUUUCUUCUGUUAUGUCGGGAAAUCUGUAUAUGACCUUGGCAUUUUUUAAACAGAUUAUUUCUUGCAUAAAAUCCUAAACAUGUAAUUGAAUUUGAAUAGAUGAAAGAAUGUUUGGAGUUAACCUGUCGUCGCAAAGACUUUUGUUGUUUGACUGUAAAUAUUAGUCAUCAUCAGCAGUAAAAAAAAUGUUAAACUUCAAUAUGUUAAUUACACCUAAUGUAUUCAUCGAUGUAUAUACAUAUUUUUUUACAGAUUUUACAGUCAGUAAUAACUUUUGAAUGCACUAGUACAUAGUUUUGCACAUGUCGCCCUGACUUUUACUUUUCAAACUUUUCAUCUGCUAGUCUAGUAAGUGGAAGUCAUAGAAAUAAAUAGAGGGUUCAUGCUUACUUUUAACCUACAUAAUUUCUGAACCUCAAAGGAAAGAACUAAAUUGUAAGUAAUUUUAAUUUCACUUGAAUGUAUUUGGAUCUAAUUGCAUCACUGAGGUGUUAACAUUGAACUAAAUGAUUUUCUUGUACAAAAGAUUUUGUUUAGAUAAAGUAUUUUCACACUACCUGGUGAUAUCAGUUUGUAUUUACAUUUUAUUUAAAGGAAACUUCACAUUCCAUACAAUUUUAUUAUGAAAUUAAAUUUAUAACAUUAUUGGGAAAUUAAUUUGUUACAAAAAUGUUUGAGAUAAAGCAUUUCCUUGUUCUGUUUAUAUUAAAAUACAGUAAAAGAUUUCACUAUUUUUCUAUUUAUAAAAAAACCAUAGCAGUGCCUUUGAGAUUAUUACACAAAAGUUCUAGAAACUUCAAUUUCUUUUUACUACUUUCAAUCUGUCAAUUGUGAAAAGACAUUGGAAUUUUUUUUUCUGUGUAAAAUUCUACUUCUCAAGCAUUGAUAUUUUUAAGUAUAACUCAGCUGUUUAAAAAUGUCAUUAUUAAGGCUCUGGCUAAAUGAGAAAAUGUAUACAGCUGUGGAUAUAUUUUAUUGUCUUUUACAAAAUAUUUCACAAAUGUAUGACACAAACCAAAUAAAACUAUAAACUCUAGUGCUCAAUACUAUUCUUUUCUCUACUGAUUUAUGCUCAAGGUUAAUGCAAAAGCUACCACACUUUAGCUACUUGAAAACAAAUAAUGACCAGAGAUUUGAAAGUUUAAAACUUUAAUGGAAAACUAUUUGAAAUCAAUUUAAUAAGCUUAGUUUUUCUUUAAAGAAAUCAUGUCAUUUUUGUGAACCAAUGCAGAGCUAAAUUUAAAGCAGUCAGUUGUUUCUUCAUUAAACUUUAUUGUGUGCACAGGGCUCAAAUAUUACCAAUGUUUGUUCUUACUUAUUGUUGGCACCUUUACAAAACAAUUUUUUACUGCUACAUAUUUAUAUAACCAUUUACACAAAUUUAGUGGUGUUUUUUUUAUUCUAUGUAUAUACAUUUCUUUUGAGUCAGUCAUUUUGUAUAGUAAAUAUUUUAUUUCAAAGCAUUAAAAAAUUUGAAAUAGUUUUGAGGGGUAAGUCAUCAUUCCAUCAUAUUUUUUUUAUAACUAUGUAGGAACUUCAUUAUAUUUUUUUAAAUGAAUAACUGUUAAAAAUAUGUUUUUUUCUUUUGUAAAGAAGUUCGUUCAACCACCUUUUCAUGUGCCCUUUAUGGCCUCAGUAAGAAAAAUACAGUAUUUAUCAUUUUGUUUCAUUGCUCAAUCAUCCUGACAUUUUUACAUCCCUGUACUUAUUCUGUACCAUAUAUGCAUAAUCUUUAUAUGUAGGUUUGUAUCAUAUAGUCAUAUAGACAUACAACCAAAUAGCACUGGGUCCCUCAUUCAAUAUAAUUUUUAGCACAAUUUUAGUGUUACGGUAAUUUUGAAAAUAGGCAUCCCCUUCCCAUUCCUAACAAAAUAUUUGACCACCAAACCAUUCCAACAUUGGAGAUAAAAGAAACUUGCCAGAUUUGACAUUUUUUUUUAAUCUGGCAAUUUUCCUUACUGAAAUAGUACAUAGAAAAGAGAAAAAAUAAAAAUAAAAAAGCUAGAAGUUGGUUAGAGAAUCUAUGUUUUAUUUGUUUAUCUUUUGAUGCGUGGGUAGUCAUCACUUCCAAUUUCUGAAUUUUAGUCUCACAAAUUACUCUAGAAUAUUGAGGGAUACCUGUCUAUAUAGAUGUUACAAUUUUAAUUUUCUGAGUAAUGACAAAACUUAAUUGUACAUGAUAUCAGCAUUAAACUGUGACAGAAAUUCAUAAAGUGAGUGAAUAAAUUUUAACAUUUUGUUUGAAAAAAUCUGGCAACAUAUUUUGUAUGAACUAUGGCAACAUUUGCGUUGUUUGUAAAGACAUUUGUAUUAUAUGAUGCACAAUGAAUGUUGGUGCAUUUUUUAACAUUACAUGAUACAGUUGAGUAGACACAAAUGACAAUGUAAUUUUGUAUGUUCCCCAGUUGUAUACGAAUCAGGGGACAAAAAAAUUGUGUCUGUUGAUACAGGUUUACUUACAUGUGUUUGUUUCCAUUCUUCUAUUCACCCAUUUAUUUUAAAAAUAAAGUGUGCAAUAGAUU
Physella acuta is the source of this 7211-nucleotide messenger RNA. Its product is annotated as TBC1 domain family member 2A. Gene Ontology annotation, biological process: regulation of GTPase activity. Gene Ontology annotation, molecular function: GTPase activator activity; small GTPase binding. The record is from RefSeq and is a predicted model, not a curated record. Lineage: Eukaryota; Metazoa; Mollusca; Gastropoda; Physidae.